This is a messenger RNA of Varroa destructor (honeybee mite), 5334 nucleotides long. RefSeq lists its product as uncharacterized. Gene Ontology annotation, molecular function: DNA-binding transcription factor activity, RNA polymerase II-specific; RNA polymerase II cis-regulatory region sequence-specific DNA binding. The record is from RefSeq and is a predicted model, not a curated record. NCBI's taxonomy places the organism in Eukaryota, Metazoa, Arthropoda, Arachnida, Mesostigmata, Varroidae. Gene Ontology annotation, biological process: regulation of transcription by RNA polymerase II.
CGUCACGAAUAUCAGUUAGGAAAGGGAGUACAGUUACAGUUAAAAGAUGGGUGGGCGAGGAUGUACGCAUACAGUGUUGAUAUUUAUGGUUAAAUAUUUACAAUUCGUUACUUAUUUACGAAAUAAUUAUGAUUCCGAUAGAUUCUAAUAUUUGUCAUAAACUAUUCCCUUUAUGGCAUGCUAAAAGGGUUAUAUGUACAUUAGCACAUUUACGUCAAUAACAUUGGCAAAAUUUAGUUACACUUGAGCCAAAUUAUCAAUUUGUUUUUGAAAUACGCCAUACCGAUGAAUGGUUUGUUUUUCUCUGUGUAAGAAAUGGUGUCUGAGGUAAUACCAAAUCAUUUUCUGCUAUUUGUAUCCAAACAGAUGUUUUACUUGUAAUAAAGUAAGGUACGUCGCAGCGUUCAAGUAUGCUUGUUUGUAGCUACAUACGGACUCGCCAAAGUCACGUAGGUGCCGUUACUGCUAAACCACGGCUCAUAUAUUUCUGUUGAAGUUUUUCUAUUUUUUAUUAUUUUAAUCUUAUACAUAGUUUUUAUUUCUGAAUGUUAUUAUACAUGUAUGAAAAAUUAGAGGAAAGACCAGCUUCCGUAAACGAUUUACAGCGUAUCUUAUGUAUGAUGAGUAGAGCACCUUUAUGUGUGGCGCCAUUGUGAGCAUCAUCGAUUUGACUUCAACAUCUUCGAGCACUUGUGGUAAGUGCUUCUUUCUCAUAAAAUCACCAAAACAACUACAUAAUCAUGGCGGGCAAUCUAAGUAUCGAACAGCAACAAUAGAUUAUUGAGCAAUACCAGAAGACCGAGAACGCCGAAAAGGUUCGGGAAAAGUGGGCUAAGGAGUUUGGAACCUCUCCACCUUCACGACGAUCCAUUUACAAGAUUCGGGACAAAUUCGAGAUCACUGGAUCCGUGAUUAAUGCCCCGAAAAGUGGCCGACCCGCUUUCGGUUCUCCAGACAAGAAUGAAAUCGCGAAGCUGAUGGCAUUUGAUCCUGCGAAGUUAGAUUGGCCAAGCUACGAGAUUAUUCUAGAUUGCUUCUUCAAGGCAAACAACAUCGUUGAUAACAAACAGAAGAUUUCAAUUUUGAGACGUCGGGGCGGCAGUACAGUUUGCAGCAUUCUUAACGAAGCUUUGGCGUCCAAGAGGUCUCAAGCCGAAAACGAAAAUCGGCCGGAUGAAGCGAAGUCGUGCGAGCUAACGGCAGAAGACGCAAUUGAAGCACUAAGAGUAGCGCUUCAUUAUGAAGAUGGAGCCGCCAUCAAAAGGCUGAUCUUUUUCCGCCGGGUCCAGCAGCCAAAUGAAUCGAUUUCUGACUAUAUACGAGAUCUCAAACAGCUUGGCCGAGCCUGUGGAUUUCCGAAGAUUCGUGAACGUCUCCGAGAUCAACUGAUUGCCGGAAUUCGUUCGGGAGAAAUUCGUCGUCGGCUGUUGGCUGAGCGAGGGGAAUUAACAAUGAGAAAAGCGUUCGAUAUCGCCCAACUGUGGGAGGAGCUUCUAUCAAACUCGCCAGCUCUUAUAGAAGAUUUCGAAAAGCUACAGGAUCGUGUACGGAACUUGGCAAAUGAUGAACCUGAUGAGGAAGAUUCCGUCGAAAAAGAAGGGGACCAAGAAGGAGGAGUCAAUGGCGUGGUACACAUUGACGUUUCGCCUGAGCAACAAAACGGCAAAAUCCUCUCGGCAGAAUCGCAGGACUCUGGCGAACCGCCUCGAAGGAAACGUGGAAGACCUCGUAAGAAUCCAGCUGUUGAACGCAUAGUUAUUAAGGUGUCCCUCAAGGACCUCGCGUCGACGACGAGAAAUGGAGUCGACGAAGAGGAGUGUUCCGAAAGCCAAACCAUCAAAAGCAGUCGUGGAAGACCACGAAGGGUGAAACAAGAGCCUACUCCCGCGAAAAAUGACCAGGCCGAACUGGACUCAGACACUAACGAAGGAUCGACUAUAGCUCCUGUAGCAGUUAAAAAACGACGGAAAACAAAACCUCCGCCAGACCCAAACAUUCCACCGAAAAAGCGGGGCCGUCCUCUAUCCGCGCCGAUGGUACCUGGCGGAAAGCGUUUCAAGUGCCAGUACUGUGAUUACAUGACCAACACCCGGCAGUGUGUGAAGCGGCACGAAAUGACCCACACUGGAGAAAAACCCCAUCCAUGCAGUUACUGCCCACUUCGUUUUCGUGAGCGGCAACAUCUACAAAAUCAUGAACGGUUACAUACUGGUGAGCUACCAUACAUCUGUGAACACUGUGGACGAGGAUUUGCUAAAAGCUCCACUCUUACAGAUCACAUACGGACGCACACAAGAGAGGCUCCACACCUAUGCGAAUUUUGUGGCCGUGGUUUUAUCCAAAAAUCUGCUUUGAACACGCACGUGCUUAUACACACUGGUCGUCGCCCCCACGUGUGCUCCGUCUGUCAGAAGGGCUUCACCACGUCGAAUCUACUCAAAACACAUAUGCGUAUUCAUAAUGAAGCAGCUGCUUUCGUAGCACUUAAAUCAACCGAGCAACAAGCUACGGGGACCCACGCAGGCGCUCAAAGCGAACAUACCUUGACAACCCAAAUGGACAAAAAUAUUCGUUCUUUUCAGAAUGAAAACACACGUGAAAUAAGAGCGGCAUCAACAGACCUGAGUCAGCAAGGUGAGGUGCUACGUUGUGCGUUAGAAACAAUGGAACAAAGACUGCCUACAACGGAAUCAGGUACAGAUCCCAUGUCCAUGCUAAGAACCAUGCAAAUGGUGCAUUUGGCUGGUUACGGGGGGGUUCAGAUCAAAUCGGAACACGGAAUUAUUGGAACGAUCCCUGACGAUGCACGAGCUCAAGAAUCGAGUCAAGGUUCCGCAGUCACUCCUGUUAGCGAGGAAGAAAUCUCACCCGGUGACGCGUCUGCAGCUGGACCAGAAGACAGAAACUUACAUGGAGAGCAUGGGAUUCAACAACUAGUUGGACAGAGCAAUCCCGCAAUUCUGGGCUUAGGCGCUCCCGGAAUGCCACCACACCUAAUGCCUCAAUCGACUGUGUUAGUUCCUGGGAUACGUUCUAGAGAACCACCCGUAAUGGUUCCACUCCCGCAUUCACAUUCACUGUCGAAUGACCUAGUUCCAGCUUCGUCCAUUAUACCCUGGUGAAAGGAAGCUUCUGUGUUGAAUGUAUAUCAAAACCGUUUGCAUUGUGUAGAUCGUCCUGAAACAUUUUUUAAGCUUAUUCCAAUGCUAUGGUAGCUGUCAAUGAUCAAGAGAUAAGCAUUGAGUAUGAAAGGCUUUUUAAGCCUUAAUAGGGUAAAUACAAACGUUUUGCUGAAUACGAUUACACGACUCAUGAUCUGAAGUUUGUGAAAAUGUCUUCGAUGAAUUAUGAUGUGAAUGUAUUAUAAUUUGCGAAAAUCAAUCACGAAAAUUUAGUUAAUGGUAUGGAGCGGCACACACUGUCACUAGGAAUAAUGAGUAAUUAUUGAAGUAAGUUAAACAGAGCUAUUUAAGAACAUAACUCAAAAAUAUCAUGUACAAAUUUUAUUCAUCAUCCUUAAUAAAAAAAAUCUUCAUAUAUCUUAAACUUGCCUUAGUUAUAAGUCUAGUCUUCAUAGAUUACACGAAAAACAUUUAGAUCUUACCCAAAUUAUUAACAGAGCCCAUAAUAAUCAAACAUGCAGCUAUGCCGGGAUUUUAUUGUGUUCUUUAGAUUGCGAGCGGCAGAAGACUGAGUAUAAUCACUAAAAUUCGUUCAUUUACAGCAAAAUCUAGUCUACCUAUUGACCCAAUGUACAUACUGCAUUAUACAAAGGGCCGAAAUGAUUAUGUCCAACGACAAUUUUAACACAUAAUCGGGAACUACUUUACAUCAAGCGCACUUCAUAUAUGACAUAUUUAGCAUCCCGAUUUAUGAAAGCAUUAAGCCGAUUAAAUCUGUAAUCGGUAAGUAGUUACAUUAACGUUCUUUGUAUCGAGCCCUAUUUAUAGUAGACACAUGUAGCUUUUCAAAAAUGUAUAAUGGUAUCAAGACGUUAUAUCACCAAACAGUCUACACUCUUGACAUUACCUGAACCAGAUGAAUUACGCAUACGAGAUGUAAAAUAAACGUUCAGCCUAUUCAAUAUUACUAACUCAACGGUACUAUCAAUCGUAAAAUGGGCGAAUGAUAUAUGAACGAGAUGAGAAGUGCAGACAUAAUUUUCGGUACAUUAAAGUUUUUCUACAAGACAUAGAAGUGUGUUUGACUAGUUUACGUUCGGCUAUAAUACAUUCGCCUAUGAUCAUUUGUUCAUCAAGAAACACCAUUAAAAAACUUCGACUAUAGCCCUAUUUGAGAUUGAUUGCACUUCAUUUGAAUAGAACCUACAUUAUACCUGACCUUCUAGAAGAGCAGGUGAAGAAAAUCAACUAAUAACAGAAGUCGUAUCAAGACGAUUUGAUGAUUUUACUCGAGCUUGGUACGUACUUGAUUUUAACAUAUUAACGUUUCUGAGCUUGUGUAUUUCAACCAUCAAUCUUAGUUGCCAUUUAGGUGCAUGCUACAUGAUUCGUGUGAUAAAUAAGUUAUCUUUAAUGAUUGUAUGGUACUCAUCAUUAAUCUAAAAAAUAUGAUUAUUAUUAUUGUUUGUAUUGUUAUUAUUUUUGGUAAUUACUAUUUUCGUCUACUGCUAGAGACCAAUAAAAACACAGAUUUUAAUGGUUCUGUCACCAAUCACUUUAAGAUAAAAACAUAUGUAUUUGCCUUUUUGCGCUGCUUGCUAGCUCUAGUUCCGUUCGCUCGCUCGCUCGCUCGCUCGCUUGUGUCUUCUCUCGUUUAUUUUGCCCUUUUGUUUUUUCUUCAUAUCUGUUUUUCUGCCGUUUGUUUUUUUUUCGUUAUUUAACUGUAUGGGUAUUGCCCUUUAUCUCGAGAUAUGUCUAAUCGCAUUGCAAUGGUCUGCAGCUCAGUCAAAAGUAAUAUUUCUCGACUUUUUCAUGUAAACAUCCGGAUCUGGAUUUCAAAUCUUCAUCAGCAUAAACUAAUUAUUACGACCGUAUGGAAUCGUAUUUGUCCACUGUGACCUACUUUACAUCAACAGCUUCUCUCUCGCGCUUUCCUAUUAUCUAGUGCUGGUACCCGUCAUAGUAAAAUUAUAAUAAUAAAACAAUAUUACAGAAAUCAGAUAAUCGCCAUCGUUAAUACGCCGGUCGUAGACACUCACCAUGAGGCGCUGGUAUUCUGAUUUUUCUCUUUUUUUUUUUAAAUUUUGUCGCUGUUUACUUGGUCGCAGCCGUUUACAUCAGUUGAUCGAAAAUAUCACUUUCGCCAAUUUUAUUUCUCUCGAAACACAUACAGUGGUUAGAACGGUUAAACUGUAUGGUAAUGUUAAAAAAA